This is a messenger RNA of Cygnus atratus (black swan), 1197 nucleotides long. RefSeq names its product nicotinamide riboside kinase 2-like. Bases 309 to 1025 code for a protein of 238 amino acids. NCBI's taxonomy places the organism in Eukaryota, Metazoa, Chordata, Aves, Anseriformes, Anatidae. The transcript is spliced from 8 exons. The record is from RefSeq and is a predicted model, not a curated record. Gene Ontology annotation, cellular component: cytoplasm.
CGGAGGAGGGGAGCCGCGUGCAGCGGGCGCCUAGGUCCCUUUGCGGAACGCUGCGGCGCGGCGCGCAUCAGCCCUGCCGCUCCCUGCUCCCGCCGCCAUGGCGCGGCCCCGCAGCUGACGGCGGGCUCCCGGCCCCUCUCCUCUCUCUCCGGCCCCUCUCCUCCUCCUCCUCCUCCUCCUCCCCCCCCUCCCCCCCGGGCCCCGGCUCGGGCUCGGGCUCGUAGGCGGCCGCUCUCGGCGGCGCCGGCUUCCCCAGCCCCGUCCCCUUCAGGCUUCAGCAGUCGGGCCGGGCGGCUCCCGGCCGCGCCAUGAGCAUCGUCAUCGGCAUCGGCGGGGUCACCAAUGGCGGCAAGACCACGCUCACCCGCAAGCUGAUGCAGGCCCUGCCCAACUGCAGCGUGGUGCACCAGGAUGACUUCUUCAAGGUGAGGCGGUGCUCGGCUGCCCGCUGCGGGGCGCGGAAGGCGGCUCGCCCCGCUUCGGGCUCGGCGGUGCGGCUGGAGGAGGAGGAGGAGCCUCAAGAUGAAAUAGAAGUUGAAGAUGGGUUUAAACAGUAUGAUGUGAUUAGUGCAUUAGAUAUGGAGGCUAUGAUGAAUACCAUCAACGCUUGGGUAAAAAACCCAGUCAAGUUCGAACGUUCUCAUGGGAUCAACAACACGCUGGAUGCCCAAAUCUCACCAGACAGGGAGGGAGGAGAUAAAACAAUCCACAUUCUUAUUGUUGAAGGCUUCCUACUUUACACCUACAGGCCACUGAUUGAUAUUUUCCACCAUCGGUACUUUCUUUCCAUUCCAUAUGAAGAGUGUAAAAGGAGAAGAAGUUCAAGGAAUUAUACUGUACCAGAUCCACCUGGAUUGUUUGAUGGCCAUGUUUGGCCUAUGUAUGUAAAGCACAGGAAGAUAAUGGAAGAUCUUGGUGUUGAUGUGGUGCACUUGAAUGGAACAAAAUCAAGGGAGGAGCUGUUCAAUGAGGUGUAUGGGCAGAUCCAAAAUAAGAUUGAAGAAUUACUUAAUAUGCAGAAAUAAGUUGCUGAUUCUUGGGACUGAAGAUGAUUCCUGUUUGCUCUGAGCUGUCUACCUGACUGCCGCUAAAGUUCCAGCUUCUGUGAAGACUCAAUUAUUGGAUCUGACUUUGUUCAAUUUCCCCUGAAACUGAGCUAUAUCUGGUCAUAAUAAAAAAAAAAGUAUUUCCCCCUCA